Messenger RNA from Scylla paramamosain (green mud crab), 9097 nucleotides. RefSeq names its product mucin-2-like. Bases 618 to 7715 code for a protein of 2365 amino acids. Gene Ontology annotation, cellular component: extracellular region. The record is from RefSeq and is a predicted model, not a curated record. Gene Ontology annotation, molecular function: chitin binding. The transcript has 27 exons. Lineage: Eukaryota; Metazoa; Arthropoda; Malacostraca; Decapoda; Portunidae.
ACGGAAGAGAAAAUAGAGAAAGAAAAAAAGACAAAAAAAGAAAAACAGAAAGAGGAGAAGGACAGAGGAGAAGAGAAAGAGCAGAACAUAAAUCACGACCAGAAAAGAAGCGAAAGAAGCAUAAAACUCAGAGAGAGAGAGAGAGAGAGAGAGAGAGAGAGAGAGAGAGAGAGAGAGAGAGAGAGUGCAGGAGAGAGAGAGCAGCGCAGACUGAAGCAUUGUUCCCGUGUGGCUGUCUCAGAGUACGGUUGUGAUGCCGGCCCCUCCACCACCAGCAUCACCACCACCAAACUACCACACCACCACCAACACCACCAACACCAUACAGAAGUGGCCAGCUACCAACACCACCAACACCACAGACACCAGUACAAGCACCACCUUUACAAACACUUAGCUAGAUCAUCACUACACCACCACACCACCACACCACCACCAAUUUUAUCCAACACCUUUAACACUUCGGAUAUAUUAACUUUUAAGCAUCAUCACUACCACUAUCGCUGUUGCCACCACCACUACCACCACCACUACCUGUCUUGUGUCCACUCACGCGGCAGGAGUCCCCCCCCGGCACCACCACCACCACCACCACCACCACCGCUAGUCUUGUAAAGAUGGCGGGGCGGCAAGGCGUGUUGGUGGCGGCUCUCCUGGCGGCGGCAGCUACAGGGGUCCUCAGUGCCGUCCCUGGGCCUAACUAUCCCCGCUACCCAGACUACAUCGUGUACCCCAGAGUGAAGUGCCCCAGUGAGGGAGUCUUCCCCCACCCACGAAAUUGCUCCUGGUUUGUGAGGUGUGUGGACCGCAUGAACGUGGGUUUCUACCGCACGUACUACUUCGAGUGUGAGGCUGGCACCGUAUUUGACGACCACCUGGACCAGUGCCUCUUUCCCUCCAGCGUCGAUCCCCCCUGCGGCACGAAAAUACAAGGCGUCACCCCGCUCACCCCCAAACCUGACACCCCGCGACCUCUUCCAGUCACCACGCCCUCUCCUGGACCGUGUACGAUAGCUCCCACUGAAGAAACGCACUCCCCCACUCCUUCCCCAACGCCCCCUGUCACGCCGUCCUCCACUUCCCUUCCCUGUCAGUUCAAGACGGAGAGUUGCCGCCGCUACGCCCCCUGCAGCCAGCCCAGGACGCUGUGUGAGGGCUGCUACAUUGGCGUUUACUUCCAUAGAAUGUGCGCCAGGCCAGAAUUGUAUGAUCCGGUUGCAAGGGUCUGUGUGCCCUUACCACCAGAAGUGGAGUCGUGUGACGCUUCCCCGGCAACACCACAACCCACAAGCCCCACCACGUCCUCCACCACGCGCCCCACAGCACCGCCCACCCCAGCCACACCCACCAUCCCAGCCACGCCACCCACGCCUGCCACGCCCGCCACGCCUGCCACGCCCGCCACGCCAGCUACACAACCACCAACCAUCGUCCUCAACUGUCAGUUCCAGGACCAGCACUGCCGCCGCUACGGCCCCUGCAGCCAGCCCAGGACGCUGUGUGACGGCUGCUACAUCGGUGACUUCUUCUACAACAUGUGCCAGGAAGGAGUGCAGCUGUACGACAAGACGGCGAGGCUGUGCGUGCCGCGGCCCCCAGACACAGAGAUUUGUGGCGGAACCUUUGUGACCUUCCCAGUGACGCCCUCCACACCCACGCCCUUUACCACGCACCCUACAUCGCCCUCUAGCUCCACCACGCUUGGAACAACGCCCUCAGUGACACCGACACACACCCUAAUCCCCAGCAUCGUCCUCAACUGUCAGUUCCAGGACCAGCACUGCCGCCGCUACGGCCCCUGCAGCCAGCCCAGGACGCUGUGUGACGGCUGCUACAUCGGUAACUUCUUCUACAACAUGUGCCAGGAAGGAGUGCAGCUGUACGACAAGACGGCGAGGCUGUGCGUGCCGCGGCCCCCAGACUCAGAGAUUUGUGGAGCCUUUGUGACCUUCCCAGUAACGCCCUCCACGCCCACGCCUUUCACCACACCCUCCAGCCCCGCCACGCCUGCCACCUUUGACCCCAACAUCAUCCUCAACUGUCAGUUCCAGGACCAGCACUGCCGUCGCUACGCCCCCUGCAGUCAGCCCAGGGCGCUGUGUGACGGCUGCUACAUCGGUGACUUUUUCUACAACUUGUGCCAGACAAGCGCUUAUGUGUACGACAGGACGGCGAGGGCGUGCGUGCCGCGGCCCCCAGACACAGAGAUUUGUGGCGGAACGUUUGUGACCCUCCCAGUGACGCCCUCCACGCUCACGCCCUUCACCACGCCUCCUACAGCGCACUCCAGCCCCGCCACACCUGACACCUUUGACCCCAGCAUCGUCCUCAACUGUCAGUUCCAGGACCAGCACUGCCGCCGCUACGGCCCCUGCAGCCAGCCCAGGACGCUGUGUGACGGCUGCUACAUCGGUGACUUCUUCUACAACAUGUGUCAGGAAGGAGUGCAGCUGUACGACAAGACGGCGAGGCUGUGCGUGCCGCGGCCCCCAGACACAGAGUUGUGCGGGGGUACAUUUGUUCCCUUCACCCCAACGCCGCCCACCAACACGACGACCUCCAGCACCACCAGCGCCACCACCGCGCCCUCUACCGAGCUCUCCUUCGUCGUUCUUAAUUGCCAGCUCAAAGAACAAGGCUGCCGCCGCUACAGCCCCUGCAGCCAGCCCAGGACACUGUGUGACGGCUGCUACAUCGGUGACUUCUUCUAUAACAUGUGCCAGGCAGGAGUGCAGCUGUAUGACAAGACGGCGAGGCUGUGCGUGCCGCGGCCCCCAGACACAGAGGUGUGCCACCCCUCCUCCCUGACCUCCCCCCCGGCGCCGCCCUCCACGGUGCUCGCCACCAUCGUGCUGAAAUGCGAGCUGCGAGACCACCAGUGCCACCGCUACGGCCCCUGCAGCCAGCCCAGGACGCUGUGUGACGGCUGCUACAUCGGCACGUACUUCUACAACAUGUGCCAGACCAACACUCUGGUGUUCGACCGCAGGGCGAGGGCAUGCGUGCCGAGGCCCGCAGCCACAGAAUUGUGUGAUGCCUCGCUUGUCACCUUCCCGACAACGCCUUCCACCCCCACCCCCACCACCGCCACGUCCUCUACCUCGCUUUCCAUCAUCAUUCUCAACUGCCAGCUGAGGGAGCAAGGCUGCCGCCGCUACGGCCCCUGCAGCCAGCCCAGGAAGCUGUGUGACGGCUGCUACAUCGGCAACUUCCUCUACAACAUGUGCCAGGCUGGAGUGCAGCUGUAUGACGAGGCGGCGAAGGCAUGCGUGCCGCGGCCCGCAGACACAGAGGUGUGCCACCCCUCCUCCCUGACCUCCCCCACGGCGCCGCCCUCCACGGUGCUCGCCACCAUUGUGCUGCAGUGCGAGCUGCGGGACCACCAGUGCCGCCGCUACGGCCCCUGCAGCCAGCCCAGGACGCUGUGUGACGGCUGCUACAUCGGCACCUACUUCUACAACAUGUGCCAGACCAGCACUCUGGUGUACGACCGCGCGGCGAGGGCGUGCGUGCCGAGGCCCGCAGACACAGAGUUGUGCGACGCCACCGCUGUCACCUCCCCAGCAACACCCUCCACCAUAACCCCUCCCAUCAUCACCACGCCCUCUACCGCCGCGCCCUCUACCGAGCUCUCCUUCGUCGUUCUUAACUGCCAGCUCAAAGAACAGGGCUGCCGCCGCUACGGUCCCUGCGGCCAGCCCAGAACGCUGUGUGACGGCUGCUACAUCGGUGACUUCUUCUACAACAUAUGCCAGGCAGGAGUGCAGCUGUACGACAAGACGGCGAGGGAGUGCGUGCCGCGGCCCCCAGACACAGAGGUGUGCCACCCCUCCUCCCUGACCUCCCCCACGGCGCCGCCCUCCACGGUGCUCGCCACCAUUGUGCUGCAGUGCGAGCUGCGGGACCACCAGUGCCGCCGCUACGGCCCCUGCAGCCAGCCCAGGACGCUGUGUGACGGCUGCUACAUCGGCACCUACUUCUACAACAUGUGCCAGACCAGCACUCUGGUGUACGACCGCGCGGCGAGGGCGUGCGUGCCGAGGCCCGCAGACACAGAGUUGUGCGACGCCACCGCUGUCACCUCCCCAGCAACACCCUCCACCAUAACCCCUCCCAUCAUCACCACGCCCUCUACCGCCGCGCCCUCUACCGAGCUCUCCUUCGUCGUUCUUAACUGCCAGCUCAAAGAACAGGGCUGCCGCCGCUACGGUCCCUGCGGCCAGCCCAGAACGCUGUGUGACGGCUGCUACAUCGGUGACUUCUUCUACAACAUAUGCCAGGCAGGAGUGCAGCUGUACGACAAGACGGCGAGGGAGUGCGUGCCGCGGCCCCCAGACACAGAGGUGUGCCACCCCUCCUCCCUGACCUCCCCCCCGGCGCCGCCCUCCACGGUGCUCGCCACCAUCGUGCUGAACUGCGAGCUGCGAGACCACCAGUGCCACCGCUACGGCCCCUGCAGCCAGCCCAGGACGCUGUGUGACGGCUGCUACAUCGGCACGUACUUCUACAACAUGUGCCAGACCAACACUCUGGUGUUCGACCGCAGGGCGAGGGCAUGCGUGCCGAGGCCCGCAGCCACAGAAUUGUGUGAUGCCUCGCUUGUCACCUUCCCGACAACGCCUUCCACCCCCACCCCCACCACCGCCACGUCCUCUACCUCGCUUUCCAUCAUCAUUCUCAACUGCCAGCUGAGGGAGCAAGGCUGCCGCCGCUACGGCCCCUGCAGCCAGCCCAGGAAGCUGUGUGACGGCUGCUACAUCGGCAACUUCCUCUACAACAUGUGCCAGGCUGGAGUGCAGCUGUAUGACGAGGCGGCGAAGGCAUGCGUGCCGCGGCCCGCAGACACAGAGGUGUGCCACCCCUCCUCCCUGACCUCCCCCACGGCGCCGCCCUCCACGGUGCUCGCCACCAUUGUGCUGCAGUGCGAGCUGCGGGACCACCAGUGCCGCCGCUACGGCCCCUGCAGCCAGCCCAGGACGCUGUGUGACGGCUGCUACAUCGGCACCUACUUCUACAACAUGUGCCAGACCAGCACUCUGGUGUACGACCGCGCGGCGAGGGCGUGCGUGCCGAGGCCCGCAGACACUGAGAUUUGUGACGCCACCUUUGUGACCUCCCCACCAACCCCCUCUGCCUCCACGUCUUCUACUGCGCCUCCCACAACACCCUUCACCACCGCCACGCCCUCCACCCCGCCACCCACUACCAUUCUAACCUGCCAGUUCCGAGACAAGGACUGCCGCAGCUACGCCCCCUGCAACCAGCCCAGGAAGCUGUGUGACGGCUGCUACGUCGGCGAUUUCUUCCUGAACAUGUGCCAGGCGGAAACUGAGCUGUAUGACAAGACGGCGAGGGUGUGCGUGCCGCGGCCCCCAGAAAGUCAACUGUGUGGCGGCCCUGCCUCGCCUACUGCAGCUACUACUUCGCCUACCACACCCACCACGACAUCCACCACAACAACUACCACCACAACUACGACACCCUCCACCACGCCCUCAACUACGCUUUCUACCACCACCACGCCAACCACCACCACCACGCCUACCACCACACCCUCUACCACCACCACGCCCUCUACCACACCUUUCACCACUACAUCCACCACCACUACACCCUCUACCACGCCUCCUACAACACCGUCCACCACCACCACGCCCUCCACCCCGCCACCCACCACCAUUCUCAACUGUCAGUUCCGAGACAAGGACUGCCGCAACUACGCCCCCUGCAGCCAGCCCAGGAAGCUGUGUGACGGCUGCUACAUCGGCGAUUUCUUCCUGAACAUGUGCCAGGCGGAAACUGAGCUGUAUGACAAGACGGCGAGGGUGUGCGUGCCGCGGCCCCCAGAAAGUCAACUGUGUGGCGGCCCUGCCUCGCCUACUGCAGCUACUACUUCGCCUACCACACCCACCACGACCUCCACCACAACAACUACCACCACAACUACGACACCCUCCACCACGCCCUCAACUACGCUUUCUACCACCACCACGCCAACCACCACCACCACGCCUACCACCACACCCUCUACCACCACCACGCCCUCUACCACACCUUUCACCACUACAUCCACCACCACUACACCCUCUACCACGCCUCCUACAACACCGUCCACCACCACCACGCCCUCCACCCCGCCACCCACCACCAUUCUCAACUGUCAGUUCCGAGACAAGGACUGCCGCAACUACGCCCCCUGCAGCCAGCCCAGGAAACUGUGUGACGGCUGCUACAUCGGCGAUUUCUUCCUGAACAUGUGCCAGGCGGAAACUGAGCUGUAUGACAAGACGGCGAGGGUGUGCGUGCCGCGGCCCCCAGAAAGUCAACUGUGUGGCGGCCCUGCCUCGCCUACUGCAGCUACUACUUCGCCUACCACACCCACCACGACCUCCACCACAACAACUACCACCACAACUACGACACCCUCCACCACGCCCUCAACUACGCUUUCUACCACCACCACGCCAACCACCACCACCACGCCUACCACCACACCCUCUACCACCACCACGCCCUCUACCACACCUUUCACCACUACAUCCACCACCACUACACCCUCUACCACGCCUCCUACAACACCGUCCACCACCACCACGCCCUCCACCCCGCCACCCACCACCAUUCUCAACUGUCAGUUCCGAGACAAGGACUGCCGCAACUACGCCCCCUGCAGCCAGCCCAGGAAGCUGUGUGACGGCUGCUACAUCGGCGAUUUCUUCCUGAACAUGUGCCAGGCGGAAACUGAGCUGUAUGACAAGACGGCGAGGGUGUGCGUGCCGCGGCCCCCAGACUCUCAAAUCUGUACGCCCGUCACACCUACAAGCCCGCCCACCGCCGCUCCAGUCACCACGCCCUCUCCAACCCCAAGCUCGCCACCCACCUUUACCACACUCAGCCCCUCGACCGUCUCCGUGGUGCUCUCCCAAGGCUUCACCAUCUACUGCUCCGAGACCACCAGGAAACACGUGCUCCCGAAAGUCAAGGAGCUGAGUUGCAAACAGUACUUCUUCUGCGCCGCUGAUGGAACUUUUCAGGAUCGACAGUGGCUGUGUAAAUCCUAUUACAACUGCAACCAAGGCCAGAACAACGAGUGGGAGGUGGAGGUGGUGGCGUGCGGCGUGGGGCAGCUCUUCAGUGACAAGACCCAGACAUGCGCCGCGGCCCCGUCAGAUUCCGAGCUGUGUUCCUCCUCUGGCACCCCAGCGGGACCCGACACCCCGCUUCCUUCCACUAUCACCCCCGCCCCAGCCCCAGAAACACCCGCCCCUAGUGCGUUCCCCGCCCCCUCACCUGCGACUCCCGCCCCAAGCGCCUUCCCUGCCCCUGCCACGGCCACCCCUGCCACAAGUUCCUUUCCCACCCCUGCUCCAGUAACCCCUGGCCCCAGCGCCUUCCCCGCCCCCGCUCCGGGAGGCUCCACCACCCCUGAGCCGGGCUCCGUGGCCCUGUCGCAGGGGUUCAGCAUCCAGUGCUCGCACGACAAGAUGAACCACGUCCUGAAGCAGCUCAGGGAGCUUGCCUGUGUCCCCCACUUCUUCUGCGACCCUGACGGGACAUUCAAGGGCCAGCGGCUUCUGUGUGGCGCCUACUACCGCUGCCAGCGCGGCCAGGACGGAAGGUGGGAGCUGGAGCUGCAGCAGUGUCCCGCGGGCACGCUCUUCAGCGAGCAGGCUGACCGCUGCACCGACGCGCCGUCAGACUCGGAGUUGUGCUAACGCCCUGCCCGUCACGACGCCCGAGAAUGACUCAUCAAUUCUCCCCGCCUCUCCCUCUGCUGCGUCACCAUUGUACACGUAUUUAUCUGUUUAUUUAUUAAUCCAUUUAUGCAUUCAUUCUUAUUUAUUUAUUUAUGUACCUAUCUGUUCAUGCUUCUUAUUUUUCAAACACAUUUUUCUUCCUCUCUUCGUUCGCUGCUCGUCCGUCUAUGCACAAACACAAAAUAAAACUAAAAUAAAAUAAAUAGAAUAACUAAAUCAAUAGUAUCUUCGUAGGAACUUACAAUGAGCUGAGAAACUGUACAGUGCUUUAUCUUAGAAUUUUCAAGUGUAUUAUACGCAUUACUGUACUCUUGAGGGCCACGCGUCGCUUGAUCUCCAGGCAACCAGUGAUUAUUGUGAAGGUAACAGUGUAUAUUUACCUGCACGUAAUAUUUCUACCUGAUUGGUAGUUGUUUUUCCUUUAAGAAUAACAAGCUCUCCUUUUGCUAUCUUUUUUUUUGUAUCUUUUUUUUCUAUCCUUUUUUUUUUUUUUUUUUUUUUUAUACAUAUAUAGAUAUAGAUAUAUUUAUUGUGCCUCGUGCUGGGUGUGUAUAUAGUGGGGCCGCCGUGGUACAGUGGGACCGCGUGCGCUUUGGGGCCGAGGAGUCUUUAGGCGCACGGGUUCGAACUCUGGCCACGGUCAGAGGAUAGGAAGGCAUCCACUCGAGGUAACGGUUCCCAAAUGCCAAAUCAGAGUCCUUUGUUAGGAUACACAGUCCUGGAGAUGAUAGAGUAGGGAAACAGGACGUAAAAAAAUAAAUAAAUAAAAUAAAGUGUAUAAAUAUCAUGAAAGAUCUGCACACACACAACCCACUGCUGGUACGGAAGAUUUCCUUGAGUCACCAGAACAAAUAACAGCUCAUGUGCCAAGAACAGAAUGACCAUGCUUCCUGACCACUCACUCCUAACCCAGAGUGCUUGUGCAGUUCUCGUAAUGACUGUGUUAACCGUGUUGUUGUCGCCUCUAAUAUACUGAAAGAUUUAAUUAAGGUUUAUCUAUAUAUUUUUUUUUUCACUGAUUUACUUAAGGUUUAUUCGUAUAUAUAUAUAUUUUGCCGUAACUACUAAGACUGUUAUUGUUGAACGAUCUUGUUAUGCUAAAUGUUUGUUACCAUUAUGUUGUUCCCGGUGUUGCUGUUGAUUUUGUGGCUGUUUGGUUGUUAUUUAUUGUGUGUGUGUGUGUGUGUGUGUGUGUGUGUGUGUGUGUGUGUGUGUGUGUGUGUGUGUGUGUGUGUGUGUGUGUGUGUGUGUGUGUGCGCGCUAUAUGCUAACCUUAUCUACUGUGAUCACAAAUGUAUUAAGAAAAAAUGCUGAAUAAAAUCAUUAUAAAUUAAUAGGAA